Cuscuta campestris is the source of this 2187-nucleotide messenger RNA. Lineage: Eukaryota; Viridiplantae; Streptophyta; Magnoliopsida; Solanales; Convolvulaceae. The record is from the annotation of a GenBank genome assembly.
GGCAGGAAAUUUUUACUCCUUUCUGUUCUUAUUUUUAAUAUGGUUCUUAAAUAAGGUUGAUUUUACUCCCUCAAGUAACUAAGGUAAUAAUCAAAAUUGUAUUGAUUUAGAAGUGUCUAUUUUGUGGAGUCAACUGUUUGACUAAUUGUUUUGAAAGUAUCUAUUUUGUGGAGUCAAUGUUUGUUAUUGAUUUUGAAAAUAUAUUUGGUAGGACUAUACUGGAGAGGAUGUUACAAUCAAAAACUUCUAUGCUGUUCUAGAAGGCCACGGAGGUCCCUGUGAUUCAGGUGGAACAACACUGGAAUCGGUCUCUCUGCUCAUAGUAGUAGGUCCGGGAGGCAGCGACAUUGACCUUCAAUGAAGAAGAAUAGAGGAUAUACGCUAGCAAGUAGGUCCACACCCUCAUCACGUCGUGCGCGUGCACAUGUCAAUCAACUCAAACAGCUUUACAUUGCACCACGAUCACAUGAAAUCAGACUGAGUGAACCAUAGAAAUUUAAUGUCUUAGUGCAGUUAUUCUUGAGAAAGACAAUGAUGUAUACACACAAAAGUUAAUUGUGAGUUAAAAAAAGGUACUUUAUAUUAGAUUUCUUCUUUUUUAAUGUGAGUUAAUUGUGAGUUAAAAAAUAUUGAAAUGCAACUGAAAUCUUAAUUGGUCGUCUUGACCUUCAAUUCAUUGUCGGAGAAAGGAAGAUGAAGCAGGUGAGUGGAGAGAGACAAUUGAGCAAAUCUUUCCCCUGUUGUCCAUUGGCGGUGGCAAUAUAAGAACAAUUUGGCAAAACAAAACGAGUAGAUGCUUGAAUGGCUUUACACACUAGGGACGAUGACUUGUACUGCACAUGAUUAGAAGAUGUAGCUCCUGGCGAACAGAGAUGAAAUGAGAUCCACACCAAGCUCCUAGCCAACAGAGAUGAGAUGGUAGCUCCUUAGGCCAGUUAUCUGAUGAAUCACACAACUAUCACUGUAAACACCUUUAUGGAAAUCUAAGCCCUGGGACAAAGGAAAAGGGAUGUCAUAUGACGCAAAGUGUAAAGGAACACAAGAAAAAUGAACGGUGUUAAUGAAACCGAGCUCAAACUUACACGUUCCCACAAACAACUAAGAUUUGGUCCAUCUUUGUCGUGUCCCUGGAACACACAAAGUUUUCUUUCCUUUAUGCUUUUGUCACCGAACUCACUUACGGUGAAAGCAAGGGUUUUUAAAUCGGUGGAAAUUGAUAACGCUUACUCCUUCAAGUUAGCUUUACAACAUGAUUCUAGGCAAACCGUAAGUGAGUUCGGUGACAAAAGCAUAAUGGAAAGAAAACUUUGUGUGUUCCAGGGACACGACAAAGAUGGACCAAAUCUUAGUUGUUUGUGGGAACGUGGCUUAGAUUUCCAUAAAGGUGUUUACAGUGAUAGUUGUGGGGUUCAUCGGAUAACUGGCCUGAGGAGCUACGAUCUCAUCUUUGUUGGCCAGGAGCUUGAUGUGGAUCUCACUUCAUCUCUGUUGGCCAGGAGCUACAUCUCCUAAUCAUGUGCAAUACAAGUCAUCAUCCCUAGUGUGUAAAUCCAUUCAAGCAUCUACUUAGCAUUAUCGGUCAUCCAGCUACUUUUGUUGCCAAUAUAGGAUUCGUUAUAAUUGUAUCAGAUUUAAUUAGGUGGAAACCCAUAAAAGUAACGUACGUAAGAGAGAUAGAAGAGAAAUUACUCAUUCUGUUUUGCCAAAUUGUUCUUAUAUUGCCGCCGCCAAUAGACAACAGGGGAAAGAUUUGCUCAAUUGUCUCUCUUCCCUCACCUGCUUUAUCUUCUUUUCUUUGACAAUGAAUUGAAGGUCAAGACGGUCAAUUAGGAUUUCAGUUGCAUUUCAAAUUUUUUUAACUCACAGUAGAAAAGAAGAAAUCUAAUAUAAAGUAUCUUUUUUUAUAACUCACGGUUAGCUUUUGAGUGUAUACAUCAUUGUCCUUCUCAGAAAUAACUGCACUAAGACAUUAAAUUGUUAUCGUUCGCUCAGGUCAGAUUUCAUCUGAUCGUGGUGUAAUGUAAAGCCGUUUGACUUGAUUGGCACGUGCACGACGUGAUGAUGGCGUGACUCACUCGCUAGCGUAUAUCCUCUAUUCAUUGAAGGUCAAUAUCGACCUACUACUAUGAGAGAUACUGAUUCUCACACCAUAUAAACAUAGCACUGGAUUAAAAUCUAACUAGAAAG